CCACUCAUCGCAGUUUCACUCUUGAACUCAGACGGGAUUUUCGCACAAGUUUUUUCAUCGUCGCGACGUGUUUUGGGAUCAAAAGCCCUUACUCUAACCAGUGGAAAAUCUGGAAACGAAUGAACAGGUGACGGAUUCGGAUUCAGUGAUUCAAGUGACCCCCAAAAGGAUUCAAUUUUAUGAACAGAACUUAAGGGUACGAACAGUCAGUCCAACAAAGUUUCCCAUUCUAAGGAUCGUCAAGAGUGCGAAGGGAAUUUAACUGAAACCAGCAAUGAUGGUGACUUUUACCGAACGGACUUGAUGUGAUUUGGAAGAGCUUAGUGCGACGAGUUGAAGAUAGCGUGAAAUUGACACACGAAACGAAGCGAAACCGAUAGAAUAAUCGAAUCUUCGAACUGACAGUGACAGAGAAAGAGUGAUUAACGAAUUGAGCCAUGGUGAACUCGACGGCGACGACGCCCUCCCAGUCCCAUGGCGGCGCCCUGUACUACGUGGUGGAAGUGCCCCGGGAAGAGUACAUGAAGCAGUGUGCCGCCCAGGCCCAUGCCGCAGCUUCCGCCGGAGGUUAUCCGAAUGCGUCCUACCAGGCACAGUAUGCGGCCCAUCAUCAGCAGUUUCAGAAUGUGCAUAACACGACCAUCCUGGCGCGACUGAACAGUACCGAGUCUGGUUGGGACAACCCGUUCCGGCCCGGGGGAGACCUCUCACGGGAAGCAGACGAAAUAGUCAAUCUCAUCAAAGGUGGCAAACCAAUCACACCUACUGGCGAUCAGAACCUGCUGAACGGUAGCGCACCAAAGGACAGCAGUCACCCGGCGGAAAACGGUGGCAGCACAGUGGUGGACGGCGUUGCGACAAAGCUCGAUGCGGCGCAACUCCAGAGCCAGCCAAACGGAACGAAAUCUCCUCAGAAGGGUGGCGCCGGCGGCGGCGGGGACGCCUCGCCCCACAAGAACGGUUCGACGGGUCCGGCGCAGGGGACGCCCAGCCAGGGAGGGGCGGCCCCUCAGACAACUACGACGACCCCCGUCAGCAACCAGGUGAUAGCGGGACCACAGUCGGCAACCCACGUGGUCAUCGACGAGAAGAAGAAGAAAAAGUGCGCCUGCUGCGUAAUACAGUAAUUUUCCCGCUGCGUGCGCCAUUGUCGUGUCCGGUUGGACACACGUGUGCAAAGUGCAUAGGGAAGGAGGAGGAGGAACAGUAGGCGAGAGAGUUGCGUAGUUACGUACGGUACGGGGAUGUGUGCGUGCGAGUAUCCAUGAUGGUUUUUGUUAUUCGAUGAGCAGGCUAUGCGCGUGUGUGAGUGAGAGAGAAACGGAGGAAUUUGCUUUCAUCGUUGUCGAAAUUAUUGUUUAUUUUUUUGUUUGGUUAGUUCGUUUUGUAAGAGUUUUUAAUGCCAAUUUUAAGUUGCAAGUAGCCUUAGUUCUUACAUUCUCACAAUAGUGUCAGUCGGAAAUUAGGACAAGAGUAGGGCAAGUUGUUUACUUUACAGUGGAAAAGUAUCGAAAUUAUUUUAUGUUUUCUUGUGAAUGACAGAAACGAAUGCUGCGAGAGAAUGGAAAACAUAAUUUGGAAAGGAAACAAUUACGAUUAUGUAUCUCUGUGUAACUGUAAACCUAUGUAACAAUUUACUGUAAUUUAGGACAAAUAAUGCUUCGAGCGUGGGUUUGUGCCGGUUUCUGUCAGGGUAGGAAUGUUAGGAUCCUACCUUUUUCAGGAGCUAUCGGUACGGUCCACAAAACUAUGUUUUAUAUAUAGGAUUUUAAAUUAACAGACUCAGUUUCUUAUUUAUAUAUUCUAAAGCAUACAAAACAAUGGUAAUCUUCUAUGAUUAGUAUUGAGUUAAGCAAUGUUAGGUUCGGAAGUUGGAAAGGAUGAUAUUCUGAAGUGCUAGAAUAGAAGGUGCGAAUUUGGAACAGCCGUGAUCCCGUUCCUGAACUUUGGCAGCUCUUUCAGUCAACAAUGGGAUAAGAGAAGUCCCAAGCCAAAAUGAUGAAAUGUUGUUGACUUUGCCAUUUUCUUGCAAAAAAGGAACUUUCAACCAUAUCCACUCCAAACAAAUGCUAUAUUGUUGAAUUUGAUCACGGCUUGAAUUGUGCGAGAAAUCAAACGUAAAGCAGUGAAUGAGCUUUCUCAGUCAAUGUGUUUAAAAUGUGUAUAUUAUUUCGUAAAUCAUAGCAAGCAUUGUAAACAGAGUCACACAUUCAUUAGAACUGUAGAAUCCACCUCCUGUCUGUUGGAAUCGAAAAUACAAGAACACACAUCAGGUACUCAGUCGGUAAAGUAGGCUGCAGCGAUAACGGAUAAUGGUAACCGCUGUUACGCAGUAGGCGCUGGAUAAAUAAAAAAAACAUUGUAGUAAACAUUAAAUCGUAACUAAACAGAACCACGUGAUUGUUAGUUGAAGCAUAAUAAUUAAACAACUGAAAAAAAAACUAAUGUUUAAAGUGUCGAAAUAGUUUAACGAAAACUGAAAAAUCAGCAUGCUUUAUGUGCUACAAAAGAGUAUUGUAAUCGAGGGAUUAACAAAAUCAAUGCAAACAUCCCUGCAAAACAACAGUUUCACGCGCCUGCACGCCACUCCGCUCUCCCGUAAACUUUUGACAACAGCAAGAAAGAAAAAAAACCGUGUACCCAAACGAUAUCCAAAUAGCAACAACAAGUAAUAACAUCACACUGCGAAAACGAUAACUAAUGUGUUAAACUACAACUUGAUAAGAGAACAAAAAAUACUUUUCAUUACAAUUCCGUAAGAACAACUCACUACUCUAAAAAUCGAACAUCAUUGACUAUUUAACGGAAAUGCAAAAUACAAACUUCUGUACACUUUUUGCAUAACUCACAACUACGCAAAACAAAAAAAAGUAUAAAACAUCUUUAAAUGGCAUGAAAGAGAAAAAACUAAUAAGAAAAAAUCCUAUUUAAGAGCAAAUGAAAAAAAAACUAUAAAAGGAUCAUAUUUACUUAGCAAAUGAAACAGAAAUUAAACAAAAAAAAACAAUUACACAAACACACACAAAAAAUGGAUUAUUAAACGUAUAUAUUUUCGUACUAAAGAAACAAAAGCAAACGAAGCAUACAAAGUAGAGAAGAGAAUCGGAACAAGAAAUAAAAAACCGUAUGGAAAGUAACCAGGGUCAGGAGUGUGGAACAAUACAAAACAGACGCGAGUAGCGAAAUCAAACAGAAAUGUGGGGAGGAAACAAAAAGUCACGUUAGACAUUGCGAUAACAAACACACACGUUACACCCAAUGUAGAGAAGCGCGCGAAACAGUAAUUAACCACCAAAUAGGGAAGCUGGAUUCGGUAGGCAAAAUCCAAAAAAAAAACGGAAAAGCGAAUGUACAGAGAUAGAGGGUUUUUGAGAUUUGAGAUCGGUGGUGUGUCACGAGUGUCGGAAAUGGUUGGAAAAUGAUGGCAAAGAAGGUUGGUAGCGUUUCGGAGUAGAAGACGAAGAAGCGAAAAAAUGUCGCUACCAACGAGGACGAGCGAGAGAGUGUGUGUCUAAAACCGACAGAGUAGAACCUAAUCGUUUAAUGGACAGAAAUAUGGAGAAUAAGAGAUGAAACAAACAACCAGAACCUAAUUAAAACUGAUAUAAAGAAACCUGAAGGAAAUAAAUUAAAUUAAAAAAA
Molecule: messenger RNA, 3642 nt
Organism: Aedes aegypti (yellow fever mosquito)
Lineage: Eukaryota; Metazoa; Arthropoda; Insecta; Diptera; Culicidae
Exons: 5
Coding region: 438-1127 (229 amino acids)
Source: RefSeq, a predicted model, not a curated record